Messenger RNA from Acipenser ruthenus (sterlet), 2231 nucleotides. RefSeq lists its product as uncharacterized. NCBI's taxonomy places the organism in Eukaryota, Metazoa, Chordata, Actinopteri, Acipenseriformes, Acipenseridae. The record is from RefSeq and is a predicted model, not a curated record.
UCAGCAACAUACACUUUUAUUAGAAAAAGAAAAAGAUAGAGGUUUAUUUUUUGUAUAUUUAUUUCAAAUUCUGUAAUGAACAUGGAAACGGACAAGGACAACAACGUUACUGCACCAAAGAAGUUGACAACACGUACUACUACUGUUGCCCUGGUGGAGAGUAAUACCAAUCCCUCUGGUCUUCAGCUGGUGAGCUCUUACCAAACCAACCGGGUGGGGGACCCAAUGGACCUGGUGGCACUGGCACAACAAGUGCAGAAGGCAGAUUAAUUUAUUCGAGCCAAUGCAAGCAACAGACUGACAGUAAUAGCUGAACAAAUUCGAUACUUACAGGAGCAAGCUAGGAAGGUUCUAGAAGAUGCUAAGAAAGAUGCUGAACUUCACCAUGCUGCCUGCAAUGUAGUCAAGAAGCCAGGAAACAUGUAUUAUCUGUACAUGCGGGAGUCCGGUCAACGAUAUUUCUCCAUCCUCUACCCGAAGGAUUGGGGUUCCAGCUGCCCGCACAAAUUCGUUGGUGCUUAUAAGCUUAUAAGGGACUCUGAGAUCAGCAUCCUAGACAAGCUGCUGAGCCAGCAGAUAGCCCUGCCCCCCUGUAAUGAGCCCAACUUCCAGGGGCUCACACAGUGAACCUCCCCCGGACACCGGGCACAAAGAACAGACAGACAGCAUUGCAAGGUGUCACACUGACACAGCACCAUUGCAAGGUGUCACACUGACACAGCACCAUUGCAAGGUGUCAUAUUGAGACACCAGCAUUACAAAGUGGCACAUUGACUUCUGAUAAUGUAUACAACUACAGCCAUGCUGCUUAUCAAUACAUUGUGUCUGAAAUACCCUUAACCCUGCAGUAUACAAAGUGUCUUUUUCAGUUUGCUGUUAUCUUGUAAGUAGAAAAGGCCAUCAGCGUAGUCUCCACUUCAACUGUGAGCAUUAAUUACCAACCCAUCAUAGACAUUACAUAUAAUUUGAUAAUAAAGAUAGUACAUCUUGCACAACACAAUAAGGUUUAAAUGGUUAAAAAAAAACUGCUGUGUAGAAAGAAAAAUAUAUAUACCGGAUUUUGCCGAGUCAACGCCCUGAUCUGAACAAUGGCGCCCCCUCCCAACUUUCAACUUAUAAUACCUGAGGGGACAUAAUCACAGCUCACGUGAAAUAACUGCUUAGAAGUAGGUGCUCUGUGCAUUAAUGAUUCAGACAAGUGCUUGCAUCAUCAACGAUGAAGGUUCAGAUGACGAAGACGUGGAGUUUGGAGAUUUCGGAUCAGAUGAUAUAGACUCCGCAGUCUGAUUGAGUAUGCUUUCCUGUUACACUACAAUCCAUAUUUGGGGUUUUAAUUUUUAAUUUUUUUUUUAGACACUGCAAGAGCUUGUAACUCAGGCCUUUUUUUGUAUUGAAGAUUUGAAUGCUAUUAUUAUUAUUAUUAUUAUUAUUUAUUUCUUAGCAGACGCCCUUAUCCAGGGCGACUUACAAUCGUAAGCAAAUACAUUUCAAGCGUUACAAUACAAGUAAUAGAUUAAGAGCUAGCUAUAGUGCUACUUUGGAUAUUAAAUUAUUAUUUAGUGUUGUUUUUUCACACUGGACACUGCAAUUUCUUUCGUACAAAGAUUAUGUAAAGCCCUUUAUUUUAGUGGACCAAAAAUGUCACGUGUUUAUAUAUUUUAAAUGCAGCAACUUUUAUCGUAACGUUUUUCACCUACAUACUGUAUGUGGUUUUUCAUGACAUGCAUUUACACUGAACACUGGCUUUAAAGUUUAAUGUUUGUUUUGUGAAAAUAUUUGAAAUGACAAAACAGUGGACAGACUGCAGCAACUUUAAAUUGUAUUUCACCAGUCAAUACAUGUUAACUGCACUUUUUGAUUCUUUGGCGUGACUGUAAAGAUGACAUCAAUUGGCUAAUUAAAUAAAACACAAGAUUUUACAGUUUUGCAGGUAAAUUGAUUUUCUUAUUUAUAGAGAAGCACUGAAUUUUCUCCCGUCUGAUGAUUCAUCAGACAAUUCACAAAUGCAUCCCAGCCCUGUUACUAUCCAACCAGCGUAGCCAAUAUCACAGAAUAUUAAAAAGGUGCUCAGUUUUCAGCCCACCAGUGAGGUCCACAAGUGCAGAUGUUUCCACAUGAUCAGAACUGGUUAUUGUUAGGGAUGUAACGAAACACUUUGUAUUGAUAAAUUGUGAUACUUUAUUUAUAUGAUAUAUUGUAUCAUAAUAGAAAGACAUUUUUUUGUAACAGGA